Messenger RNA from Aspergillus steynii IBT 23096, 3021 nucleotides. Its product is annotated as NRPS-like enzyme. The record is from RefSeq and is a predicted model, not a curated record. The transcript has a single exon. NCBI's taxonomy places the organism in Eukaryota, Fungi, Ascomycota, Eurotiomycetes, Eurotiales, Aspergillaceae. Bases 1 to 3021 code for a protein of 1006 amino acids.
AUGGAACGGAUUAUCUACAAUCGCGCUCUAGAGGCGCCUCUCCAGAUGGCUAUCACAGAUGGCGCAGUCUGCCUCACCUACGCCGGACUGCUUACGGAAUCGAUCGAUCUGGCUCACAGACUCAGAGCCAAAAGGGUGUCUGCGCCAGAACCUGUGGGAAUACUGCUUGGCCCGGGCGUCCAGCAGAUUGUCGCCCAGCUGGCUAUCCUCCUGGUCGGUGGCACAUGCGUGCCUAUCGAGCCGACUAUUCCAGAACUUCGCCUCCAGAGCUUGUUGGAAGACAUCGAGGCAAAGUAUAUUAUCACAGGCAGAGAAUCUUGGGUGGACCUGCCCGGAUUUGAAAGUUUCUGCAUUGAGUACCCACAGGAACCGCAAAGCAACGGCGUGCCAAAUUGGGAAUUUGGUACUACGGCGCCCCGGAGCCAUAUCCUCUUUACCUCAGGCUCCACUGGAAAGCCAAAGCCCGUUCAGGUUCGAGCCGACAGUAUAGUUCACCUGGCGACACGUACACCACUCACCCCUCUGUCCCGGGAAGAUCGAGUCGCCCACUUCAACAACGCAGGGUUUGACUUGAGUCUGUUCGAGAUCUGGGCGACACUGCUGUCCGGGGCCACAGUCGUGACUCUCCCUCGGAAGAUAGCCGUCGAUCCUGGUGAACUGCCCUCUUUUCUUCAAGAACACGAAGUGACCGUGAUUAUCAUGACGGCAGCAUUGUUCGAGAUCACGGUCUUUGUGUCGCCCGCGGCAUUCCACACGUUGCGCCAUGUCAUCACGGCCGGGGAUGUUGCCAAUGCCAGAGCGAUGAGGAGGAUGCUGAACAGCGGUCCCCCGGAUCACCUGUGGAAUGCGUACGGACCGACUGAGUGCACCACGUUCGUGACCGCCAUGGAAGUCUUGCCUGAAGAAGCACAGCGGGAUCGUAUCAGUAUUGGACGUCCCGUGGGCGAAACGAGGAUCUACCUGCUGGAUGAAAACCAGAUGCCUAUUCAGCAGAGUGGACGGCGCGGGGAGAUUUACGUUGGCGGACCAGGUCUAGCCAUGGGCUACUUGAACCGGCCAUCCGAGAACAAGAGCUGCUUUAUCGAGAUCCCAAGACAGGAUCUGCGUACAGGGCAGGACGAGGUCGUUCGUCUGUAUCGAACGGGCGAUCUGGCCGAGUGGCGGCCUAAAAGUGACUGUCUAGACUUUAUUGGCCGGACAGACGAGCAGGUCAAGCAUCAAGGCUUCCGGGUGGAAUUGGGCGAGAUCGAACGCGUUCUGCGAAAUCAUGUGGCCGUCCAGGCGGUGGUGGUGGCUCAGCAGAUGGCGUCUACCAACUGCAUGGACUCGCUGGUGGCUUUUGUUAUUGCCAAUGAGGCAGACGAGGUGACUCCAGAGGCUCUGGUAGACUUCUCGCGACGGCGACUCCCUUCAUAUAUGGUGCCCGACAAUGUGGAGCUCGUAAGCACAUUUCCCCUGACGGCUCAUGGCAAGGUAGAUCGCCAGGGGCUGUUACAGCAAUGGGUCGAUUCAGCCGAGGAUGAGCGCGAGCUGGACGCCGACGGGGAUGGAGAGAAGAAAGAUGUCAUUCGCGGUCUCUGGAGCGACCUUCUGAAAGUCCCGCGCAUCAAUGAGGAUGAUGACUUUUUUGCACUGGGCGCCACCUCCCUUCAGGCUGCCUCUCUCUUGGGCAUGGUUCAGGAGCGCAUGGGUCGGACGGUCACCAUGGAGCAGCUGUUCAGGCAUUCCCGACUUUCUGACUUCCAGGCCCUUCUAGAGCCAGAGGAGCCCGUCAGUGAGGGCGAUGCACCGGAUGACACGCAAGCCUGGAUGAGCGAUGUCAAUCUGGUGAACGAGAUUGAAACGGUGCCCGACUGGGAGUCUCCUAGCGAAGGUCGGGUGUUUGUUACUGGCGUGACAGGAUUUGUGGGACCUCACCUACUGCAUAGCUUGAUGCGCCGACCCGGAGUCAAGCAGAUCGCCUGUCUUGUGCGGUCCAAAGGGAGUGAAGAUGUCGUGGGGCGAGUGAGAUGCGCCAUGCAGCGAUACGACCUGUGGGAGGAGUGUCAAGAGCACAGGUCCAAGCUGCUCGUCUUUGAGGGCAAUCUCUCUGACGACCACCUGGGACUGGACCCGGAGCUCUUCGCGUGGCUGGCCGGCUGGGCCUCCGUGGUAUUCCACCUCGGCGCGAAGAUCAACUUCUGCGAGUCGUACCGGGAGCACCGCGAUGCCAACGUCCUCGGCACCCGCAACGCAUUACACCUUGCCGCCGCCGGCCGCCGCAAAUCGUUCCACUAUCUCUCCAGCAUCGACACCUGGGGGUCGACAGGCUUUAUCCUCGGGACGAAGGAGCUCUACAAGGACGAACCCCUGCAGCCUCACAUUCAAGGCCUGCGCUACGAUCUUGGCUACGCGCAAAGCCAAUGGACCGCCGAAGCGAUGGUGCAGCGCAUGCGAGACCGCGGCCUACCUACGGCUAUCUACCGUCCGGGCUUCAUCAUCGGACACAGCAAAACAGGCGCCAGCAAUCCGGACGACUUCGUCAGUCGUAUAAUCGCCGGAAGCAUCCAACUCGGCCUGUUUCCUCGCCUCGACCAACGUCUCGAAUACGUACCUGUCGACUAUGUCGUCUCCGCCAUGCUGCACAUCGCCUCAUCGAACGCGAAUCUCGGUCAUUCAUAUAGCCUCGUCGCGCCGGACCGGCGUGAAUCCGUCACCGUCGUCGACACCGCCCGCGUGCUCAACGAAGCCGGACACCCUGUCAAACUAGUCGAUUACCCCGAGUGGGCAGCACAAGCGGCGACGCACCAGCGGCUCGACGGGCCAUUAGCGCCCCUACUUCCGAUGUUACAGGAACGAGUCCUUGGACAGCUGACGCGCUGGGAAGCGAGCCAGUAUUCGCCGGUGUAUCGGUGUGAUAAUGCGGUUCGGGCGUUGAGAGAGAGUGGAAUUGUUUAUAGAGGGCUUGAUGAGGUGAUGGUCAGGAGGGCUGUUGCGUUUUGGAAGAGAAAGGGCUUUUAUGAUUUGAUUGGUGUGAUGUAG